CUCGGCAAAAGGAACCAAAACUAAACUUCCCAGCAAGCGGCGCACGCGCCUGGGAAGAGGGGCAAGAUGGCGGAUGCCGAAGACCGUGUUUUGCAGGUAGGGGCAACUGCCACUGCCCCAAUUUCAUUUGGCUUCACUCGCACGUCCGCCCGGCGGCGGCUGGCGGACGCGGGAGAUAGUGCAGAGCCAGCCCCGGAGGAAAAAGAUUUCUUGAAGACCGUGGAAGGAAGAGAGCUGCAGAGUUUGAAGCCCUCAGAAGCCCCCAAGGAACUCAUCAUCCCUUUGAUUCAGAAUGGCCAUCGCAGGCAGCAACUGGCACAGCCCCCUGGGCCAUCCAGGGGUACUGGGGACUUGGUGGAUGGGAUGCUGUCUCAAGCCAUGAAGGAGCUCAUUGAGGAAUCCAAGAAGUCUCUGGAGGAGAGAGAGAAUGCGGGUAUCGACCCCACGCUCGCUAUCCCUAUGAUCCAGAAAGGAUGCAUCCCCAACAGGGAAGGGGCAGACAGCGAACCCUGGGCUGAGACAGUGCCUGAGGAGGCUAAUUAUGAGGCAAUGCCUGUGGAGGCCUAUGGAAUGGCCAUGCUGCGGGGUAUGGGUUGGAAACCUGGCGAGGGCAUUGGCCGCACCUUCAAUCAAGUAGUGAAGCCCCGUGUCAACUCACUGAGGCCCAAGGGGCUAGGUCUGGGUGCCAACCUGACUGAGGCCCAGGCCUUGGCCCCCACUGGCCCCUCCCAUGUGCCAAGGCCAAAUGAGGAGCAAGAGAAGGAUAAGGAGGACAAACCUCAAGUGCUAGUGCCUGGAGGAGCUGUGGUGGUCCUUUCUGGCCCUCACCGAGGCCUCUAUGGGAAGGUAGAAGGCCUUGAUCCUGACAAUGUCCGGGCCAUGGUGCGUCUGGCUGUUGGGAACCGUAUGGUGACUGUUAGUGAGUACUGCCUGCGGGCUGUGUCCCAACAGGAGUUUGACAGGAACUCCUUGGAUCUCACCCCAGGGCAAGAGAAUGGGACAACCUCAUCACGGAAGGCUCUCCAGAAUCAGGACCUCCAUGUCCAGCAAGAGAACUAUGAGAGGAAGCGGAAACACUUUCCAGACCAAUACGAUGGGCCUGCAACCAAGAGUGAGAAAGCAGCCCCCAGGAGACAGCACUGGUUGCACAGAGACCUGCAUGUGCGGUUUGUGGACAAGCUAUACAAAGGUGGCCAGUAUUACAACACCAAGAUGACAAUUGAAGAUGUUCUGAGUCCAGAUACCUGUGUAUGUCGGACAGAUGAAGGCCAGGUCCUGGAAGGCCUGAGGGAAGACAUGCUGGAAACCCUGGUUCCUAAGGCAGAGGGCGACCGUGUAAUGGUGGUACUUGGCUCACAUGCUGGGAGGGUGGGACAUCUACUGGGCCGGGACAGAGCACGGAGCCGGGCUUUGGUGCAGCUACAGAGAGAGAAUCAGGUGGUGGAGCUUCACUACGAUGAUGUCUGCCAGUACGUGGGCCCUAGUGAUGCAGAUGAAGACUGACCCACAGGACCACCCCCAUCCUCCAGGCUGUUACCAUUCUUUACAAUAUGAGAAAGUUGCCUUAGAGAUGGUGGGAAGAUAAUUGUUUCAUCCUCUGCUUGCACUAGCGUCCUGGGACAGAGGCAAAGGCAAUAGAUUGACCAGAAAGGAACCUAAAAGGAAACCCAACAUUUACCAGUAUUUAAUGUAUAAUAAAAACCAUUUCAGAUACUUA
Messenger RNA from Nycticebus coucang (slow loris), 1717 nucleotides. It is a transcript of the gene GPKOW, whose product is annotated as G-patch domain and KOW motifs. The record is from RefSeq and is a predicted model, not a curated record. Gene Ontology annotation, molecular function: nucleic acid binding. Gene Ontology annotation, cellular component: spliceosomal complex. NCBI's taxonomy places the organism in Eukaryota, Metazoa, Chordata, Mammalia, Primates, Lorisidae. Bases 67 to 1503 code for a protein of 478 amino acids. Gene Ontology annotation, biological process: mRNA splicing, via spliceosome. The transcript has 11 exons.